Messenger RNA from Sinocyclocheilus grahami, 1255 nucleotides. RefSeq names its product protein phosphatase 1A-like. The transcript has 5 exons. Gene Ontology annotation, biological process: protein dephosphorylation. The record is from RefSeq and is a predicted model, not a curated record. Lineage: Eukaryota; Metazoa; Chordata; Actinopteri; Cypriniformes; Cyprinidae. Gene Ontology annotation, molecular function: protein serine/threonine phosphatase activity; magnesium ion binding; manganese ion binding. The coding region runs from base 114 to 935 and encodes 273 amino acids.
ACUGUGCUUGACCCUGUUAUAUGAUUGUUUAAUCAGGCUGUGUGACGGUGGAUGAGGAUGUAGACCAGGUCAAAGACGGUAUCAGAGAUGGCUUCCUUAACAUAGAUCGUCACAUGCACACCCUGGCCCGCAAUGAGAGCUGGGACCACAGCGGAUCGACAGCAGCCGCUGUUAUGAUCUCUCCACGAAACAUCUACUUCAUCAACUGUGGUGAUUCACGGACCUUCCUUUGCCGCGAUGGCCAGGUGGUCUUCUACACAGAGGACCACAAACCUGUCAACCCACGUGAGAAAGAGCGCAUCCAGAACGCUGGCGGCUCUGUCACCCUGCAGCGUAUCAACGGCUCGCUGGCCGUGUCCCGCGCUCUUGGCGACUUCAACUUUAAGGAGGUGGAAUGGAGGACUCAGACCGAACAGCUGGUGUCUCCUGAACCAGAGGUGUACGAGCUGGAGCGAAGCCCAGAAGAUGAGUUCCUGGUGGUAGCGUGUGAUGGCGUCUGGGACGCCAUCGGUAACGAGGAGCUGUGUGCAUUUGUGCGCAACCGUCUGCAGGUCUGUGAUGAUCUGAGAGAGAUCUGCACACAGGUCAUUGACCUCUGCCUCUAUAAGGGAAGUUUAGACAACAUCAGCAUUACCAUUAUUUGCUUUGACGGCGCCCCCAAGGUGACACCAGAGGCACUGCAACAGGAGGCAGAGUUAGAGCGCGUCAUUGAGCAAAAAGUGGCAGAGAUCAUUAACGUGAUCAGAUCUAAAGAUGAGGAACCUGACCUGCUCUAUGUGAUGAAAUUCCUGGCGUCUGAAAAUAUUCCCGGUCUCCCACCAAAUGGAGGAAUCUCAUGCAAGAAAGAUUGCAUAAUUGGUGCAUAUCAAAAAUAUGCAGCAGCCGUUAGAUCUCAUGAGCCGAUGGAUACUGGCGGCUCUGAUGACUCCACCUAGUGGCAAUUAUGUUGGAGAUGGACUCAAGCCUUGAAUCUCUGUGGAUGUAAUAAUGUGAGGAGGACAUUUGUGUGCCACCUGUUUUACAGAGGUCAAAUUGUUUAGCCAAACUAUUUCUUUUUUUAAAUCAAUGUUGUGUAUUAUAAACAGAAAUGGGGGAAGAAGAGGGUUUAUCAAAUGCUUUCAUGAAGGUAAAGCAUUAAACACCGACAUCGUGUAAAGCUUUUAAUGUAAGAUAUAAAGAUUUCACUCUACUUAAGGCGAAGUGCGUAAUGUACCACUAGUGUCACCAAAUGCAAUUGUUAGUGUUUUUGAUUAAA